This is a messenger RNA of Lymnaea stagnalis (great pond snail), 17345 nucleotides long. The record is from the annotation of a GenBank genome assembly. Lineage: Eukaryota; Metazoa; Mollusca; Gastropoda; Lymnaeidae.
CUUGCAUACCAACGUAAAAAUGGCGGACGAGGCGCUAGCCCGAGCUGGACUACAUUUUGAUGAAUUAAAUAAAAUACGAGUUUUAGAGCCUGAGGUCGCACAACAAACUAAGGAACUAAAAGAAGAAUGUAAAGAAUUUGUUGAUAGUAAGUAUACUUGGGAAUAUUAAUAAAGUAUAGCCAUAGCCAUAGGCAUAGGUCUACUACAAGUUUGAGUCGUCUUUGACAUUCAAUCCAAUAUUAUGAUACAAUUAUUAAACAAUUCAAUGACAUUCCAAUUCAAUAUAAAUAUUGUCUGAUUGCAAUAAAAAAGACAUAAUUUUAAAGGCCUGGCAAUAAGCCUUAUAUAUAUACAUCAAUUUCACCUUUCUAGCUGUUAUAGAAGUGGAGUUAUGAUUUAAAAAAAAUAAACUAGGGACUACAAAAGUAGAUACUUGGAUAAAACAAGGGAGACUACUACUUUUUUUGUAUCGGAAAUGGGCGUCGGCGCCGAAAAAUCCGAGUUUUUAAUUUUCCGAUGUGUGUGUCUAUUUAUUAUUAAAUUAGUUAUUUGGACAUAUAUUUGAGUUCCGUUUCCGGCCUUAUAAUUUGGAAGACAUCUUGGCCUACAUUUCCAUCCAACUAUUUUGCUUUUUCAAUCGACCUUUAUUUUGGAAAUCUUUGGUAUAUAUAAGGCAUCUUCGCAUGCAAAAUUUUUUGUGAAAUAUAAAAUACAGGUCUUUCAUAUUAAAUCGUGUAAGGCAUCAGAUAUUGAUAUAUAUCUGUGCCAAUUCUCAUUGAUGUAGGUCGUGUCCCACGUUCGCUACGCUUCUCCCAGUGACCCAUAUCACCAUAAGGGGCCUCAGCCUUAUUUCGACAUGGCGUGGGCCACGCCCCCUUUUUAAUGGCGGAAGUUGCCGAUACUUAAGAAAUAUUUAAUUAUUACCACUAUAUACAUCAAAAUAUUUGAUAACUUGUGUUUCAGAAUGCAUUUUGAAGACAUUUAAACUGGAAUGUUUUAAUUUGAGCUUUAAAAACUCUGUAGAGUCCAUAUUAUAAAUGAUCAGAAAUUUCCGUGUGCAACACGUUGUCAUUGGCAACCAUUCACAGCCACUUGCAUAACGGCUAUAUCGUAGUACUAUCUCAGAGUUUCAUUCAUAAGUGUUUGCCGUGUGCAAAAACUAUUAAACCAUUGGUCAGGGAAAGCUUUAAUUAAUUAUUCAUGUGCCAAAGUUGAAAGUUUAAAAUAAAUCGACCCUAAACAGUAUUUUAGUGAUAAGGGAAUGCCUUAGCCUUAUAUAAACUAUAUAGUCAUUGCGCAUGACGCGAUCGGCGGAAUGAGGUCACAGAAUGUGGAGAUGCAGUCCAUGUUAAAAAAGGACAAACCAAGUCGUACUUUAAAAAUUCAUAACUUUAAAACUACAACAGCUAAAAAUAUGAUUUUGGUGUUAUAAUUCUGUUUAAAAUUAGCUCUAUUCAACUGUGCCAUUGGUUUAUUUUAAAAAAAAUGUUUACAUUUUUGACCAAAGUAUCUAACAAAAGUCUCAUGCGCAUGUGGUCUGCACAUACCGAAAAAUUACGCAAAACUUUUGCGGCCAUUUUUACAUUCGUCUCGGUGAUUAUCUUGUUUUUUUGUAUUUUACGUCACAGUUUGCUAAUGAUAGUAUUAAAAUUAUCGGUGACGUAGAGCGUAUAUUUUUCCAAACAUGCCUACCAUAUUUUAGAUACUUUGGUCAAAAAUUUAAACAUUUUGUAAAAAUAAACCAAUGGCAUAGUUGAAUAGAGCUAAAUUUUUACAGAAUUAUAACACCAAAAUUAUAUUUUUAGCUGUUGUAGUUUUAAAGUUAUGAAUUUUUAAAGUACGACUUGGUUUGUCCUUUUUUAACAUGGACUGCAUCUCCACAUUCUGUGACCUCAUUCCGCCGAUCGCGUCAUGCGCAAUGACUAUAUAGUUUAUAUAAGGCUAAGGCAUUCCCUUAUCACUAAAAUACUGUUUAGGGUCGAUUUAUUUUAAACUUUCAACUUUGGCACAUGAAUAAUUAAUUAAAGCUUUCCCUGACCAAUGGUUUAAUAGUUUUUGCACACGGCAAACACUUAUGAAUGAAACUCUGAGAUAGUACUACGAUAUAGCCGUUAUGCAAGUGGCUGUGAAUGGUUGCCAAUGACAACGUGUUGCACACGGAAAUUUCUGAUCAUUUAUAAUAUGGACUCUACAGGGUUUUUAAAGCUCAAAUUAAAACAUUCCAGUUUAAAUGUCUUCAAAAUGCAUUCUGAAACACAAGUUAUCAAAUAUUUUGAUGUAUAUAGUGGUAAUAAUUAAAUAUUUCUUAAGUAUCGGCAACUUCCGCCAUUAAAAAGGGGGCGUGGCCCACGCCAUGUCGAAAUAAGGCGGAGCCCCCUUAUGGUGAUAUGGGUCACUGGGAGAAGCGUAGCGAACGUGGGACACGACCUACAUCAAUGAGAAUUGGCACAGAUAUAUAUCAAUAUCUGAUGCCUUACACGAUUUAAUAUGAAAGACAUGUUCCUUUUAUUUCACAAAAAAUUUUGUAUUUGAAGAUGCCUUAUAUAUACCAAAGAUUUUCAAAAUGAAGUUCGAUUGAAAAAAGCAAAAUAGUUGGAUGGAAAUGUAGGCCAAGAUGUCUUCCAAAUUAUAAGGCCGGAAACGGAACUCAAAUAUAUGUCCAAAUAACUAAUUUAAUAAUAAAUAGACACACACAUCGGAAAAUUAAAAACUCGGAUUUUUCGGCGCCGACGCCCAUUUCCGAUACAAAAAAAUUAGUAGUCUCCCUUGUUUUAUCGAAGUAUCUACAUAUUUGCAGCAUUUAGAUUCUGUGACCAGUAAUGCAUUUAAUUGUUUCCAUCGGUAUGUGUUAAUUGCUUAUUAUUUUUUAAAUGUAAAAUUAAAACACAGUGGUUUAGCUCCAUACUGCUUUAUUCAUUCCCAAAGGUUAAUAACUUGACUUCAUUAAUAAUAGCAAUAAGGAACAAAAGUAAUGCCUUUCGAACUGAAAGGUGUAAGAAAAUAAAAUUGUUAGUAGUCACCCUCCCUCACAAACAAAAUUGGAUUGUCGGAAAUGGUUAUUGCUACCAAUUUAAUUUAAAGAUAUUUUUUAUUAUAGUUCAUCUUUAAUAAUCUGUGGAAGACUAACCAGUUAAUAAAGGGCAAACCAUUUUGCAAAAUUAUUAGAAAUUAAUACAACCUCAUAAAUUAAAUAAUUUUAAAUAAUUGUAGGUCGGGUAGCCUAGUGAAUUUCGGACUUGUUUUGUUCCUUGAAUUAUAUAUAUAAUAUAUAUAAAAUAAAAGCAUUUGCCACUACUAUUACAAAUAUACUAUUAUCAAAUAAAUUCCAAUAAAAUAUGGUUCAGCACAAGGUACACUAAAAGUCUAAAAUUAAAAAUUUUUCUCACAUAUUUGUGUGAAAAUUGCGUCACUGUGACUUGUUUAAAAUUAAAUAAUAUAUGAAUUUUUCUAUAUUAAGUUUAUUAAAAUAAGAAUAAGACUCAACAUUAUCAUGGUAAUUAUAUUUUUACUAGGACUUAGGCAUAAGAAAACUGUAAACAUUUAUAUCAACAAAUAUUUAAUAUAUUUCUAAUUAAACAAAAAAGAAAUAAAUUUUAAUAAACACAUCACUUGAAUAAUAUUAAAAAGAAACUAAAAUUUGUAUAGAUAAAGAAUUAUGAUUAGUUGUUAAUGUUAGUUAGGCUUCUUUUGGGGGCAAGAGAAAAUUGUAUCUUUCAGUUGCAAAACUUAGAAUUCCUUCCUAUUAAAUAAGGGGGAACGUUUGGAUGCAGAUAGAGGUGACAAAGUUUAUGAAAGAGAGAUUUGUGGGAUUCAUCAACAAGACAAAGAAGUCACUGUAGCUCAUUCUACCCAGAAAAUGACAGGCAGAAGAUCCUCAUUACCUUUUAAAAUUUAAUUACAUAUCCCUGUAUGCUUGUAUUAAUUUUAUGGGUGAUUAUAGUAAAUUUUUAUUUAUAAUCUCAUGCAUUUAAUUUUAUUUUUAAAAAGACUUCUACUUAACUUUUAUAAAUAUAAAAAUAGAUUUUAAAUUUUACUGCAGAAUAUAAUUCAUUAAAAUAUAAAUUAAUAUAAAGAAACUUGUUUUUUUUUUGUUCUUUUAAAAUCAUGAUUUUAAAAAUUUUUCUAUUGUAAGGAAGCCUUGCUUACUCUCUUUGCUAACCUUCAUCUAUAUCUGGCAUUCACUAAAGAACAACUCAGGCGAUAACAUUUGAUGAUUAUAAUCUUGUUCUUUAUUAGGCUGACGCUUCGCUUAGACUUUCUCUCAUCUCACAACUCUGACUGCCCUCUUGUCAUACCGUCCGAGUUCUCCCUGCUAUCUGCUUCUCUGUCCGGCCGCGCUCCUCCUGUUCCGUCCAGAGGUCCCUGUUUAUAGGUCCCUGGGUCUGUACUUGCGCCGCCCCUUUUCUCAGUCGGGUAGCGUCGUCCCAGGGAAAUGCCCCUGGUCAGAUUGCCAGUACCGCCAAAGGCGCUUUAUCCUUCGAUCGUGAUCCCUGGUCAGAUGGCGCCGGCUGUACCUGGUCAGAUGGCACCGGCUGUACCUGGUCAGACGGCCGGUAACCCUGGUCAGCCGCCCCCGGCGCCGUCGUGAUCCGAACUCUCCACAAUCCCCGGCGCCGUCGCGGUCCGAUACGCCCCCGGCGCCGUCGUGGUCCGAACUCUCCACAAUACCCCCAUCUUACAAAACCAAUGUCGUCCCGACAUUACUAACACCCUCGCUGCAGUUACAUAACUGAUCUCUAAAUGGCUUAAAGUGCCUCGGACCUUCAGCCUUCAUUUAAAAAAACAGCUCACAGUAAGGCACGUGUGUCAUCACAUUGAGGUUCUAGUGCACCUCCCUUCGUUUAAAUCCUACGCGUACCUUGAAUACCACAAUUGAGUUAUCGGGUCACAGUCAGAGCGCUUCUUACACUCCCACAAUCAGACAAUUUUGACCGAACAUCGUUCAGCUAACAAUGACCAAUUAAUAAUACAACAUUUAGAGAAUUAAGUUGAAAAUAAAAUAAACAGCAAAUCAAGUAUCACAAUAAAAACAUGUUAAGCCUAUCAGAACCGAAUAGAAUUCCAAUGCAAGAAAAUAAUAAUUGGUUACAAAAACACCUUUAACUCAAACCCUUCAUUUCAAGCUUCAACAUAAAAAAAAUUAUACAAUUUCACUACAAACAAAAAUCUAUAAUUUUGCAUCAUGCAUCAAAUUCUACAGAAAUCGUUAAGCAAUAAUGUCGUUUAUCCAACCUAAUUUUCAAGUAUCUCUACACAAAAUAUUAGAGCACAUUAUUUCAUUUACUUUUAUGUCUAUCUAAAAGAUUGUCAUGUCAUAAAAUAAUUAACACAUUCAAUAUUUGAGAAAACUGUCAGUGCCCCAUGCCCAUUUUCCUGGAGAACUUGUUGAAGCCCUCAAUUUGCUCCAAUCUGGCGGGUCAGGGUCAUGUCUCAGCUUACAGUGGCGUUCAUGAUGAAUAAUUUUGAACGUCAUCCGUCCCUCUCCUUCUACCUCAAACAAGUUAUGCCGUAGUUUUCGGCUAAUGACCAGUGGACCAACAACGUCACCCACUUUGAAAGGGCGCUUUACUUCUCUAGCGUCGGGGUCAUUUUUCUGUCUUUUCACUGUUCUAUCUAGAAUUAUCUUCCUCUUCUUCCAGUUAGAAUUGACCUCUGCACACAACUGGACUGAUUUACUACCCACAUUCUUGGGCUUCGUCGACGGCGCGGUCAUCUCAGUACGGGGUAACCCGUUAGUCUGGACAGCAGCCAUGCGUGUCCGCUGGCUUUUACCAGGACGCUGUCUUUUGUUGAGGGCAGUGACCAUGUUUACUCUCACACUGGCUGGUGCUGGUAACUGGUUAUUGUUAACACGUUUUGAUGGGCUAGAACAAUUCUUAUCCUCUUUCGAAUUUACCCUCAAUUUAGCCGCAAUGGGCACAUUGUGACCGUCCAAAUUCAGACCCGAGGUAACCGUCCUCCAUAAUGUCUGCCACAUAUACCGUCCAGGGAUAAAAUUUAUCUCCAAUCAAUAAUUUUACGUCACUCACCCCAUAUAGAUUCAUUGGUGCCCAGUAGCUGUCUGCAGCUUCACAGCUGAGAAAUGAAUCUUACGUCUCUGCCGUCGAGGAAUUUCAAAAAAUCUUUUCUCUGAAAUAAUGGUCACAGCCGCACCCGUGUCCAUUUGAAAUUCAGCCCUAACACCACACACUGUAACAGGUACAAACACAGCACUAGGACGAACGUCUCGACCAUUCGAUGAAAUGUGAUUCAAUUUCAGCCGAUCAGGAAUUUCACCUCCUAAGCUCCUGUUCUGACAAUUACAGGCAAUGUGACCGAUUCGAUCACACUCGAAGCACCUAGGUUCCACCUGCCGAUAACCUCCAUCUUCUCGAGCUGACUGGUUAACUGCCCCUCUCUGUGAGGUGAUGAAUGCUCUAAAGUCCUCUCUCAGGCCGCUGAUCUCUCUGGCCAAAUUGUCAGUAGCUAUUGAUGCUACUUGCUUUCCCGGCAGACAAAAAUUGUCCCUCAGAUUUAAUAACUGCUCCAGGGCUGCUCUCGCCUUGUCCACUGUUGGAGGGACGGCCAUAGUGCCAACAUGGGUGACCAUUGAAGGAUCCCGUAGCCCACGUAAAAACUGCCUAAAACCAAUGGCAUCUCGUGUGGCCUGGUCUGCCAUUGGAAAGCUUUUCCCUACUAGUUUCUUGAUGUCGGUAGCGUACUCAGCACUGGUUUCUGUUCUUAGGAACGCACGUUUUUCCAACAGAUUCUGGAAGAAAGCUGGUGUUCUAUGAUCCUGGAACCGAUUGGCGAGGGCAUCUUUAAGUUUCUCGUACGUCUCUCGCUCUUCUUCACUUAAUUCACUGUAAGCGAAUUCAGCCGCCGAAUCCUUCAAAGCAAACCCCAAAUAAAGGAGUUUCUCUUUUUUGAAGAUUUUUGCAGCUGUUUCAAACUGCACGAUAAAAGUGUGCCAUGUAGAGGUUCCACUGUACGUUGGAAGGUUGUUUAAAUACUGGCAAGUCAUUGUGCUUGCCAUAGAUUUUCCACACCUUGUCUCAGUCCGGCUACCCAGAAAAAAUAUUGUCUCUUCAGAGUCGUUGCAAGAUUAACAUCCCACCGCUGCCACCAUUGUAAGGAAACCUUGCUUACUCUCUUUGCUAACCUUCAUCUAUAUCUGGCAUUCACUAAAGAACAACUCAGGCGAUAACAUUUGAUGAUUAUAAUCUUGUUCUUUAUUAGGCUGACGCUUCGCUUAGACUUUCUCUCAUCUCACAACUCUGACUGCCCUCUUGUCAUACCGUCUGAGUUCUCCCUGCUAUCUGCUUCUCUGUCCGGCCGCGCUCCUCCUGUUCCGUCCAGAGGUCCCUAUUUAUAGGUCCCUGGGUCUGUACUUGCGCCGCCCCUUUUCUCAGUCGGGUAACGUCGUCCCAGGGAAAUGCCCUGGUCAGAUUGCCGGUACCGCCACAGGCGCUUUAUCCUUCGAUCGUGAUCCCUGGUCAGAUGGCGCCGGCUGUACCUGGUCAGACGGCCGGUAAUCGGUGAUCCGAACUCUCCACAAUCCCCAGCGCCGUCGUGGUCCGAUACGCCCCCGGCGCCGUCGUGGUCCGAACUCUCCACACUAUUCAUGUUUUUUCUAAGAAACACUCAAAUAAAUUAUCCAAAUACAAAGACUUAAUGUUAUAAAAAAGUUUUGUUGCUAUUUGUGUUGUAUAUUGCAGAAUGUCUCCUGAAAAUUUGGUGGCAUUAUCUUUUAAAUAAAAAAGUUGUAGACAAAAUAAAGCAGAAAUGUGAAAAGUUGGUCAAAUAGUUGUUUCCGUUAAAUACAAAGAUAAAUAAAAGGGGUUAAAAAAUUCUCCAAAAAACUCAUAACUUCAUUUCUAUAAAAGAUAGAAAGAUGAAUUUGGUGUUUUUGCAAAGCUUGUAGCUUGUCCUUUAAAAUGAUGUAUCAUUUGUGGCAAUUGGACAAUGUUUAAAAUUUAAACCCCCUAAUUUACAUCUUGUGAAAACUAUGACAGACAUUCCAAAUUACUGCCUUAUUUUGACAUAAAUAUUUUAUUUUCAAAAAUAAUGCUACCAAAUUUUUAAAAGACAUUUUCAAUGCAGUAAAUAGGUGCUUUGACAGAAAUUUAAAAUGUUAUUCUAUUGCCAUGAAGGAUAAUCAUUUUAAAGGGCUAGUUAUAAACUUUAUAAAAACAUCAAUUUUAUCUUCCUAUCGUUUAUAGCAGUGGAUUUAUUAAUUUUUCAGUGAAUUUUUUACCCCCCUUCUUUAUCUUUUUAUUUAACUGUGUGACCGACUUCCAUAUUUUCUCCAAACUUUUGAUUUCAAAAGAUAAUGCUACCAAAUUUUCAGCAGUAACAUUCUAUAGAACACAAUAAAUAACAAAACUUUUACAUAACAUCAAGAUUUUGUAUAAUUUUAUUUGAGAUUAUGUUAAGAAAAGCGUGAACAGAAAAUUUGGAAAAAUUAUCAUUUAUAAAGAAAAAACCAAAAAACCAAACAUGUUUAUUAACUUUUAACUAAAAAGGUAAAAAAAAAGGUAAGUACUCUUUUUUUUCAUGCAUGUAAUUAUAAAUAAAAAUAACUCAAAUAAAAUCACUCAUAAGACUAAUCCAAGCAUACCCAUUCGUGAUUUAAAGGUAAUGAGGAUGCUCUGCCUAUCAUUUUAUGGGUAGACUGCUUUACAGGCUUCUUUGUCUCGUUUAUGAAUCCCGCAAUCUCUCCUUCAUCAACUUUGUCUUUGUGAUCUACAUCCAAACACCCCUCAUUGGCGAUGGAAGGAUUUCCGAGGUCUGCAACAGAAAAUUAAUAUGUUCCCUUGCACUCGAAAGAAGUCUAGAAAUAACUUAUAGUCUAAUCUUAAUACUGAAUCUACACAAUCUGUUUUCUUUUUUCUUUUCAAUAUUAUUCAAGUUUUGUGUUAAUUAAAAAUUCUUAUUUUGUGUAUUUGAUUAGAAAUAUUAAAUAUUUGCUAUGUAUCUUUUUUUUUCUAUGUCCUAAUAAAAUAUAAUUACUAUGAAAAUGAUGAAGUUGAGUCUUAUUUAUUUAUUUAUAGUCACUUAUAGCCAUCCAUAAAUAGGAUAAUAAUAACUUUUCCUACUACUUAGACUUAGACCUAUAUUCUAUAUGUAGCAUUAACAUGUAGGCUGGUAAUUUUAGUAAUAAUAUUCUCUUUUUUUAAAUAAUAAUAUUUAAACAAUGUCCCUAAUGAUUGAAUAACAAUUAUUGUUACUACUAUUAUUCAAACUAUUACCAUAUUGAUUUAAUAAAGAAGAAUGGAUAAAUGCAUUGGCAUACACUAACAAAAUUUAUUAAUGUAAAUUGAUACUAAUACUAUGACUAUAGGUAUUAUUAUAUAAUUAUUUAUGUAAAUUAAGGGACAAAACUAGUCUGAAAUUCACCCAACUAAACAAAGUAAAAUUUAUGAAAACACUUUAACGUAUUGGGUUGUAUUAAUUUUUAAAAAUAAAGAAAAACUGUUUCCCAUUCAUUAACUGAUUAGUGUUCCAGGUAUUUUUAAAGAUAAACAAUAAUGAAAAUAUAUUUGUACCUUAAUAUUUAAAUGAUAAGAAGAGCCAUUUCCAACAACCCAAAUUUUUGUUGUCAGGGGGAAUAACUGAUGAUAACUGGCAUUUUCAUUUACACAGGAAAAUUCAUAACUUUUAGGGGGAAUUGCUAUUAUUAACGAAAUAAAGUUCUUAACAACUGGGAAUAAAUGAAGAAGUCCCGUAUUAUACGGCUAACUAUUUGCUAUUUUUACAAUAAAGAGUAAUAGGCUAUUAUGUACAUACCAAUGCAUAAGAAUACAUACGUUGCCAGUCCCAAGAUACACCGUGCUGUAAAAAUAAUAUCACCAUGUUUGGAAAAAUAUGCCCUCUACGUCACUAAUGACGAAACAAUUUAUUAUUAGAAAACUGUUAUGUAAUACGCAAAACAACCAAGUCCUCCCCGAGCCGAAUGCAAAAUGGCCACAACAGUUUUUGCGUCAUUUUUCAGUAUGUCCAUACAGUGAGACUUUCGAAUUACCUACAGUAACAAAAAUACAAUGAGCACCAACAUUUUUACAUGAUAUGACGACUUUAUUUUCGAUAAUUUAUUUUAAGGGUAGUUAAAAAAUCCCGAAAAUAACAAGUUGAAAAAAUGAUUACAUUAAGACUAUAAGCCAAAUAAAAAAAUAGGAUAAGAUUAAUAUUAAAUAAGAGUUAGAUGAUACCAGUAUGUGAUUUAAAUGUAAUGUAACAUUAAUAUUAAUUAAGAGUUAGAUGAUACCAGUAUGUGAUUUAAAUGUAAUGUAAGAUUAAUAUUAAAUAAGAGUUAGAUGAUACCAGUAUGUGAUUUAAAUGUAAUGAGGAUGUUGUCCCUGUUUUCUGGGUAACUGCUCUAUAGACUUCAUCUUGUUGAUGAAACCCACAAUCUCUCGUUUAUAAUUAUACAUUUUGCCUGCGCCAUUUAAUUUCCAAAUAUGCCUAAUUACCAAUGGAAGGAAUUCAGAGUUUUGCAACAGAUAUUUAAAUUUAUCUCAUGUACCUGAAAGAAGCCUAGAAGUAACAUCUAAUCGUAAUCCUGAAUUUGCACAAUUUCUAGUUUCUUUUUAAUUAUAUUCACUAUUAUAUAAGUUAUGUGUUUAUUAAAAUGUAUUUCCUUUUGUUUAUUUUAUUAAAAUUGUGAAUUAUUUCUCGAUGUAUCCAUUUUUCAUAUGCCCAUAUCCUAAUACUAAUAUAAAUAUAAUUACAAUGAUGUUGUUGAGUCUUAUUUAUUUCUUGACUGGCUAAUUUUAAACAAGUUAAUAGUCAUAGUGUGUUGCAAUUUUCUCAAAAUUAUAGAUUAAGCUUAGAGGUUUACCAGGAUACUUUAUUUACUUUAGUGGAGUAAUAAUUAAUUAAUAUUAUUAUUAUUAGCAGAAGCACUGCUUUUUUUGUGUGUUAUUAUUCCAUUAUUAUAAUUAAAUAUCACUAAUAACUAGGCCUAAUCUUAUAAUUACAUAAAAAAAACAAUUAUUUAGGGGCUUUCAUAAAAAUAAUUUGGGGCCAACCCUAACACUAAAAAUAAAUUAAUUAAAAUCGGUUUAAGCUUUUGCUAUUUAUAAAAGUUUUAACGUCACAUGGGAAAUGGCGUCGGUGGGCCGUAGAGCCCCACACAGGCCAAAUGCCGGGUUUCCCCACCACCAGACCAUAUGGGGGCACACUGGGAUCCUCCCCCCUGGCCUGGGGGACGUCCGAUUGACCGGAAACACUGCGUUUAAAGCGUUCGCGAUCCAUUCUCCCAAAGGGUCUAGGUGGGUUUGCUUCCUCUCCGGAUGAUUGGUGUUGCGUUACUGUCCCCCACCACCCAUGGAGUCUUUCGGUUGGGACGAAACAGUGGCUUUCUCACGGCUGCGUAGCUAAAAUCAUCGGCAUGGGUUUUAACCGCCAACCAGACCUCAUAUUCAUUAACGGCAACAAGUAAUCAUGCUACGACUUUACAAUUCCCAUUGUGUUGGGAGUCAUGCGUCGGCGUCAGGUUUUUUAGCUUGGGAGACUGACCUCUCUACUAGUCUGCCACGCCACAAAGAGGCAAAACCCUAUGUGGACGCCCCCAAAUUAAGUCGGAGACGCUCCUCUUUUAAAAAUGGAUUUAAUAUGAUUUAUAAUAACUGAUGAGUUUAAUUAUGAUGUUUAAGGAUGAGUUUAAGUAUGAUGUUUAAGGAUGAGUUUAAUUACGAUGUUUAAGGAUGAGUUUAAUUACGAUGUUUAAGGAUGAGUUUAAUUACGAUGUUUAAGGAUGAGUUUAAUUACAAUGUUUAAGGAUGAGUUUAAUUACAAUGUUUAAGGAUGAGUUUAAUUACAAUGUUUAGGGAUGAGUUUAAUUACAAUGUUUAAGGAUGAGUUUAAUUAUGAUGUUUAAGGGUGAGUUUAAUUAUGAUGUUUAAGGAUGAGUUUAAGGAUGAGUUUAAGUACGAUGUUUACUGAUGAGUUUAAGGAUGGGGAUAUUCUUAUUGAAAGCAUUCAAUCAUAGUUAUUUACUGACAAUCAUUUGUAGGGGCUGGCCAUUUCUUUUUUUCUUACCAUCUUGCUAACCACGUAAACUCAUACUUACUGGUGGGAUAGCUCCUUUCAUUAUUGUGGAAUGAUUAUCAAAUGAAAUGUAUUAUAGUCAAAGCAGUGAAGUUGUACAAAAUAUGCAACACUACACAGUGGCAGUAAGCAUAAAAAAAUGUAUUUAGCCAUCUAGUACUUACCAGAUGUUCCCUGACUAGCUGGGGGUAAAUAAAAAAUAACAACAUGGUGCAAUUGAUGCGACUAUCACAGAAAGAUGAUCCCAAAAUACAUCAUUCAUGAGGUAUCAAUGAAAUUACCGAAAAAAAUGACAAUGACUUGACAGAAAAAAAAAACGUUUAUGAAUAGUGGUUUGUAAAAACGGGUUACAUGUUUUUGUGUCAUUUUUAGACAUGCGAAUGGAUGUGUGAAUGAAUAUCAUAGUGCGUGGUGUAACAACUGAUAUUCACUGUUAAUUUCCAGUUAAAAAGCACUGUUUCGUAUCGUAGUAGUGAUACAUGGAUCUAAAUAGGUAUUGAUAAGGCAGAACUGGAGGAGGAGAGAAGACAUCUUGAAAUAGAUAUUAAGAUGGCACUUGGAAGGGCUUGUUAAGGUGAUUAUUCUAAUGCAUGUGGAUGUGUUGUGACUGUACUUCAAAUAAUCACCAUUCUAUUAUCCUUUGAUGUGAAAUUUAUUCUAUAUGGUGUGAUGUGUUCAUAAAUACAUGAUAAUAUUUUGAACUGGACUUCUGCUGAUAUAUGUAGUGUGAGUGAGACUGAGGUUGUCAAGUACGUAGAGUAACAGUAACGGUCAUAUUUACAUUGAUGUCAGGUCUCCAAAGGUUGCCUGAUGAUUUGAUUUAACUUUGAUGUAAUCAGGUGAUUUACCAUAUGUUGCACCCACUAAUAAAUCAUUAAACAAAAUUUAAUUAACAAUUUCAUAAAAAUUAAAAUUGUUACUUACUAACUUACUUAGGGAUCAAUCUAAGAUCUAAUUUCGGAUAAUCCUAGAUUACUAACCAGAGUAAUCAUUAAUCAAUAGUCUAUUAUUGGGGUGUUCUAUUUGUAUAGACCUGCAACUCUAUUUAUGCGAGGGAAGGAUCAACCACAGGUUAUCACCAGGUUUUGCCACAUAUCUGAGGGAUACAGUGAAUUUAAAGUUGCUAUGUUGACCCUGAAAAUGCUCUAGACACUGUGAGGAAGGAUGUUUUGUGUUGCAAACCUUUGCCUAUAAUGCAUAGCACACAUUGGGAUUGUACUCUACCCAAUAUCUGCCAUGAAUUUUAUCUACCUCAUCACUCCUAACUUUACUGAUCUGAUGAGUUAUAUUUUAUGUUUGUGAAAUAUUAAAUAAUUUUCAUCAAAUCAAAAGAAAGUAAAAUAUGAAUAAGACAAGGUGAGAUUCUAUGCCAAAAUCUCCCUCCAAACUUUAGCAUUAAAGUAGUCUUGAUAUUCAUCAAAUCCAUUAUUUGUUUCAAUCCACAGAAAUCGGAGACUUUCAAAAGAUUGUUGGAACUUUUAUUGAUAUGGUUGACUCAGUAGCCAAAGAAGUGGAAAAGGAAAAAAUGAAAGUAGGUUGCAAUAGCUAAGAUUUUUUUUAAAUAGUAGAGCUACCAGCAUAGUACAUAAUAACACUCACAAAAUUUUGUUCACUUUUCAAUGAAUGACAUAUACCGUUACACUCCUUAAAAUUAUUAAACCUUAUUACCGGUGCUUUAUUUUAAAAUUAAAGUAUUUAUGCUUUUGUAAUGUUAUUCCUGCUCAAAUAUUUGAAGUUACAAUGUACCUGCAAUCACCAGCCCUCAAUAGACAGAGCUGCUUUAUUCAAGGAAAGUCUUGGCAGUGGGACCUAAACAUCUAAAUAAUUUAUAGUUUUAUUUUCUUGUAAUGGUUGAAAGGGGUAUAUCUUCUCAAACAAAUAAGAACUCCAAAAUUAAAGAGUUCUAUAAAAAUGACAUGAUGUUUGCUUUACCUGAAAAUGAGUACCCUGAGGUAAACACUUUGAUGACCUGAUACACCACUGCAGUAAUAAUACCAAACCAGAUCACGCAGUGUGUGUUUCAACAUUCACUUUAUAUCUUUAAUGUACCAAAACAUGCAUGAAAUGAGCUUUCCCAGCAUCAUAAAAGAAUGGUCAUGGUUCUGUUUUAUUAAAUCCUUCAGGCGAUUGGAGCCAGGAAUUUGCUCAAGUCUAUAGCUAAACAAAGAGAAUCACAACAACAGCAGCUGCAUGCCCUUAUUACUGAGAAGAAAAUGCAGUUAGAAAGGUAGAUUAUUAAAUCUUAUACGCAUUAAAAAAUAUGUUAUACAUUCCUUGUCAUGUGCUUUGAUUUUGUGUUUAUAAAAAACAUGCAGGGUCAGUUCCUUAGAAAACAAAGGCUUUGACAUUAGGGCAUUUGUAUAUUCUCUGGGAAGAGGAAAGAGAUAACAAAGGCUUUGACAUUAGGUCAUUUGUAUAGUCUCUGGGAAGAGUGAAGAGAUAAAGAAGGCUUUGACAUUAGGGCAUUUGUGUAUUCUCUGGGGAAAGUAAAGUAUUGUAUUUUAAAAUCAUUUUUUCACCCCUACUUUUAUAUUUUUAAAUGUCAAUGGCUUACUCAAAGAGAUAGCCACUACACUGAAGACAGUCAUUUUCAAUGAUUAGUAGAUAUUUAACAGUAUUUUUGUUCUCCGAAGAUCAUUAAUUAUUUUGUUCUUUCCAGUUGGCUCAGUUAUUUUCUUAAUGGACUCAAAAGGCUUUUACUUUAAGGGAAGCAACUCAGAUUUUUUAAUUUCAAUUUAAUUUUUUUUAAAUUGCUUUUUAAGCUCCUUAAAUUUUAUAAAUUAUUGAAGCUAAAUAAAGAUGACAGUGCUAAAACCAGACACAUUUUUAUGUAAAUUAUUACAUUAAUUAAUGACUAAGAAAGGAAAUGAUAAAAAAACAACUCAAUUUCAGAAAAGCAAACACAAGAUAGGUAUAUAGGUAUAAAAAUAACUGUUCAAAAUUGCUUUUUGUUGAAAAAUCCAAAUGAAAUAAAUAUAUAUAAUUUCUUUCUUGAAAUCUGUUCAUUUUAAAAUGAAAUGUAUAGUAUGCAUAGUAUAUUUUAUGUAUAGUAGCAACUGGCGGGAAGGGGUAAAUAUAAAAUGUUUUUUAAUUAAAUGGAUUAUUUUGUUGUUUUUUUUAUUUAGCAAAUAAGAUGCCAUUGAUCUGUGGCGAUCCAUAAAUCUGUGAGGGUCCAUUGAUCUGUGACGAUCCAUAAAUCUGUGAGGGUCCAUUGAUCUGUGGCGAUCCAUAAAUCUGUGAGGGGCCCUUGAUCUGUGACGGUCCAUAGAUCUAUGAGGGUCCAAAGAUCUGAGAGGGUCUAUUGAUCUGUAGGAGUCUAUAGAUCUAUGAGGGUCCAUACUUCUGUGAGGGUCCAUAGAUCUGUGAGGGUCCAUAGAUCUUUGAGGGUCCAUAGAUCUGAGAGAGUCCAUUGAUCUGUGAGAGUCCAUAGAUCUGAGAGAGUCCAUUGAUCUGUGAGGGUCCAUAUAUCAGUGAGGGUCCAUUAAUUAAGGUGGCUUCAUGUUAGAGUCAACACUGACUUUUUAAGUUUUUUCCUGCAUGUUAACUUGAAAUGAAUAAAGUUAUCAAUGGUGAAACAUGGGAGAUUGGACAUAUUGUGAAUAUGAAACAUGGGAGAUGGGUCGUAUUGUGAAUGUGAAACAUGGGAGAUGGGACGUAUUGUGAAUAUGAAACAUGGGAGAUGGGACGUAUUGUGAAUGUGAAACAUGGGAGAUUGGACAUAUUGUGAAUAUGAAACAUGGGAGAUGGGACGUAUUGUGAAUGUGAAACAUGGGAGAUGGGACGUAUUGUGAAUGUGAAACAUGGGAGAUGGGACGUAUUGUGAAAAUGAAACAUGGGAGAUGGGACGUAUUGUGAAUAUGAAACAUGGGAGACGGGACGUAUUGUGAAUAUGAAACAUGGGAGAUGGGACGUAUUGAGAAUAUGAAACAUGGGAGAUGGGAUGUAUUGUGAAUAUGAAACAUGGGAGACGGGACGUAUUGUGAAUGUGAAACAUGGGAGAUGGGCCGUAUUGUGAAUGUGAAACAUGGGAGAUUGGACAUAUUGUGAAUAUGAAACAUGGGAGAUGGGACGUAUUGUGAAUGUGAAACAUGGGAGAUGGGAUGUAUUGUGAAUAUGAAACAUGGGAGACGGGACGUAUUGUGAAUGUGAAACAUGGGAGAUGGGCCGUAUUGUGAAUGUGAAACAUGGGAGAUUGGACAUAUUGUGAAUAUGAAACAUGGGAGAUGGGACGUAUUGUGAAUGUGAAACAUGGGAGAUGGGACGUAUUGUGAAUAUGAAACAUGGGAGACGAGACGUAUUGUAAAUAUGAAACAUGGGACGUAUUGUGAAUAUGAAACAUGGGAGAUGGGACGUAUUGUGAAUAUGAAACAUGGGAGACGGGACAUAUUGUGAAUGUGAAACAUGGGAGAUGGGACGUAUUGUGAAUGUGAAACAUGGGAGAUGGGACGUAUUGUGAAUGUGAAACAUGUAUUUAAAUGUUGACUAAAGGAAUGGCAGUCGCAUUGGCCUGCUUUGUGGCAAAUCUUGACACAAAUUUUGAAAGUCAAAGGCUGAGAUUUCCCUAACACAAGCCUCGAUGGAAUCGCUUUCCAAUGUGGUCCGCACAUUUUUGGAAAAGGGGGGCUGGAAGGGAAUUUUUGAUCCUCAUUCAAAUAGUUUAGUUUCCUUUUAUGUGUAUUUUGUAUACAAGGCAAUAUGUUUUUCAUAAAUAGGGGCAUCAAAGUCAUGGAAUGGAAAAACUCAUUCUACUCCACUGUUACCCAGACCCCUUUAUCUACCCCCAGGAGUCACAACUCCAUCCGCCCUUGAUUCACUUAGGACACACCCGUUGCUUUAGUUUCAUCCAGUGUUUUAAAGACAUUUCAUAUUCGUAUCUUUGCUUUCCAGGUUAAGAAUACAGCAUGAUGCAUUACUCAAAGAGGAAGCUGGCCAGAAUGAAUUUAUUGAACAACUCAUCUUGCAGAAUUGAUGCUGAUAUUGUGUCAUAGUCAUCUAUUUCAUUACAUUAUGGCUGCUCUUAUACAAACUUUAUUCCAUUGCUCUCUAAACGUUUUUGAAACAUUUGAUGGUUUGAAAAACCACUAAGUAAAUCUUAUCUCAUUGCAAACAUUCAGAGACUGGGUAGGGUUGUGACAAAUAUCUCAAACAGUUCCCGAGCUUAAAAAAUAAAAUUUAAAAAAAAAAUCAUUUUUUCUGGCGCUAUCUGUGAUACGAAUACAUUGAUGUUUCGCUUUAAAAAAAAAUCAUUUUCACGCUUAAGAUGUAAAUAUGAAUAUUUUGAUAUUGUGUUGUAAAUAAACAAAAUAGAAUAUAUG